This is a messenger RNA of Thlaspi arvense, 399 nucleotides long. The record is from the annotation of a GenBank genome assembly. NCBI's taxonomy places the organism in Eukaryota, Viridiplantae, Streptophyta, Magnoliopsida, Brassicales, Brassicaceae.
AUGGAAGGAUGGGAUCCGAACACGAAGUCGACGCUAACGCGGAUUCCGCUUCUGACGACAAAGGCGGGGCCAAGAGACGGCGAUGCAUGGAAGCAGAGGCUGAAAGAGGAGUACAAGUCCCUGAUUGCUUAUACCCAGAUGAACAAGUCCAACGACAACGACUGGUUCCGUAUCUCCGCCUCCAAUCCCGAAGGUACGCGUUGGACUGGCAAGUGCUGGUAUGUUCACAACCUCCUCAAGUACGAAUUCGAUCUUCAAUUCGAUAUCCCAAUCACCUACCCUGCAACUGCUCCCGAGCUCGAGCUGCCUGAGAUUGACGGCAAAACCCAGAAGGUUAGGGCUUUCUUUCUCCCCGAUCGGCAAUGUUUUCUGCUCAAUUGGCUUUUGUUUUUUUAUUGA